AGAACUCGUGUCUACUAUUUUCUCGAAGAAAGGCUUGAAAUUUUAAAAUGGCUGCUACAAGGCUGUUACCAAUUUCUAAGCCUUUUGGCUAUGGAUUGUCCAGUGAAAUGUCCUUAAAUUUUGUUAAAUCAUCAAUGGAGUCUAGGCCUAGGAAACUCAUGUGUCUGGCCAAUGUAGGGUUGAAUUCCAAAAAUCCACUGCCAGGCGUACUUAUUUCAGAACCGAAAAUGGGUAAAGGGGUAGAUUUGUCAUUAUAUGUUACUGAUAAAAUGUUAGAGUGGAUGAAGUUUAUCACAAGAGAGAGGCCAUGGAGAUUUCAUAUACAAAUGCUUGUUGAAAAGGCUAUAGUUGAUUGUAGAUUUUUCACUUUGCUGGCAACUGCAGGGUCUUUGCUAGGUUCUGCAUUAUGUGUUGUUGAGGGGUGUUUUCUAAUAAUGGAGUCUUAUUUCCAAUAUUUUCAUUCACUAUCGCAAAUGUCAGAGCAAGGACAUGUGGUGCUCCUGUUGAUUGAGGCUAUUGAUAUGUUCCUGGUGGGAACAGCAAUGCUUGUUUUUGGAGUGGCUGUACAUGUGAUGUUUAUGGGACAAGACAAAGGAUUACAAUCAAAUUCAACACUGUCCAAAAAUUUCAAUCUCAAGAAACUCCCAUCAUGGAUGAGAAUGGAAUCGGCAGUAGAAGCAAAGUCGAAAAUCGUGCACGCCGUGAUCGUGAUACUUCAAGUGCAGGUUGUGGAGAAAUUCAAGAGCAUGUCAGUGACUAAUGUUGCAGAUCUUGUCUGCUUUGCUGGGGCUAUAUUUCUAUCUUCUGUUUCCAUAUUCGUGCUCUCUAGAAUGGCGAAUGCUCGGGCAAGGACUUAAGACUGGAUUUGCAUAGCAAGUUU
Striga asiatica is the source of this 880-nucleotide messenger RNA. The record is from the annotation of a GenBank genome assembly. NCBI's taxonomy places the organism in Eukaryota, Viridiplantae, Streptophyta, Magnoliopsida, Lamiales, Orobanchaceae.